AUACGAACUCUGAAAUUUGAUUCUCACAUGUGAGUCCCAGAGCCCAGGUAGUUAUUUCCUCUGUGCGACCAUUUUCCUAAAUAAAUUCAUUCUACUGUACUGAUCUGUGAUUCCCAGAGACCGGUCAUCUAUGAAGAACAUCUUCAAGAAGAAGCCUCACCACCCCAACCGAUCGAACGAGUCUCCUCAGCCUUCGUCUUCCUCUACCGUGCUCACCUCAUCAUCUUCCCCACCGUCUGCCCAUCAGCGCGAAUCUAGCACCUCUCAGCAUCCGCAGAGUCCUUCGACUGCCUCAUCUACUUCAGCUGCCGCCGCGCCAGUUGCCGCUGCAGGAGCGCCUGCUAUCAAUCCGCAACAUGACUACUAUGCCUCCGAAGAGGAUUACCAGAUACAGCUUGCCUUAGCACUCAGUGUUUCCUCAUCCCACGCUGAGGAGCCUUCCUUUGACUCCGGCAAAGGUCAGAUCCUCGGUGGAGGGAGAUAUAGUGCUGAAUCUGCUCGUGAUAGGGAGGAAGCUGCUGCUGACUUUCUGUCGAGUCACUAUUGGGAUUACAGCAUUCUUGACUAUGAGGAAAAAGUUGUUGAUGGUUUCUAUGAUGUAUAUAGCCUCUUCACAAGUCCUGCAAGUCGGGGGAAAAUGCCGUCUCUUUCUGAACUUGAAACGAAUGGUGGAAGUUCUGACUUUGAAGUUGUGAUAGUGAAUCAGAAAAUUGACCCAUCAUUGGAGGAGCUUAUACAGAUUGCACAUUGCAUAGCAUUAGAUUCCCCCACAGAUCAGAUUGGUCUGCUAGUUCAGAGACUUGCUGAACUUGUAAUAGAACAAUUGGGUGGGCAGGUGAAGGAUGCAAAUAUCAUACUAACUAGAUGGAUGGAAAGAAGUAUGGAAUUGAGAACUUCUCUUCACACCAGUGUGCUGCCUAUAGGAUCCUUAAAUAUCGGGUUGUCACGUCAUCGUGCGUUGCUGUUCAAGGAUUACAGCAUUCUUGACUAUGAGGAAAAAGUUGUUGAUGGUUUCUAUGAUGUAUAUAGCCUCUUCACAAGUCCUGCAAGUCGGGGGAAAAUGCCGUCUCUUUCUGAACUUGAAACGAAUGGUGGAAGUUCUGACUUUGAAGUUGUGAUAGUGAAUCAGAAAAUUGACCCAUCAUUGGAGGAGCUUAUACAGAUUGCACAUUGCAUAGCAUUAGAUUCCCCCACAGAUCAGAUUGGUCUGCUAGUUCAGAGACUUGCUGAACUUGUAAUAGAACAAUUGGGUGGGCAGGUGAAGGAUGCAAAUAUCAUACUAACUAGAUGGAUGGAAAGAAGUAUGGAAUUGAGAACUUCUCUUCACACCAGUGUGCUGCCUAUAGGAUCCUUAAAUAUCGGGUUGUCACGUCAUCGUGCGUUGCUGUUCAAGGAUUACAGCAUUCUUGACUAUGAGGAAAAAGUUGUUGAUGGUUUCUAUGAUGUAUAUAGCCUCUUCACAAGUCCUGCAAGUCGGGGGAAAAUGCCGUCUCUUUCUGAACUUGAAACGAAUGGUGGAAGUUCUGACUUUGAAGUUGUGAUAGUGAAUCAGAAAAUUGACCCAUCAUUGGAGGAGCUUAUACAGAUUGCACAUUGCAUAGCAUUAGAUUCCCCCACAGAUCAGAUUGGUCUGCUAGUUCAGAGACUUGCUGAACUUGUAAUAGAACAAUUGGGUGGGCAGGUGAAGGAUGCAAAUAUCAUACUAACUAGAUGGAUGGAAAGAAGUAUGGAAUUGAGAACUUCUCUUCACACCAGUGUGCUGCCUAUAGGAUCCUUAAAUAUCGGGUUGUCACGUCAUCGUGCGUUGCUGUUCAAGGUUUUGGCUGACCAUGUUGGGAUUCCUUGUAGACUAGUUAAAGGUUACACAGGUGUUGAGGAUGAUGCUAUCAACAUAAUAAAGCUACCAAAUGGGAGUGAGUUUUUGGUUGAUCUCAUGGGUGCACCCGGGACACUUAUACCAGCUGAAGUUCUAGGUGCAAAGGAUACUUGUUUCAAGCCAUAUAAUAAGCUUCCCAAUGCCCGCUCAACCAGUGGCUCCAGGCUCGACUCCUUGGAUGAUAGAAAAUAUGCUACUGGACAUGAUAUUUUAACUGUCACGAGACCAGUAAGGCCAGAAUCAAAUCCAUUGUUUUCCGAGGCAAGUGUUGGUGCAGGUUCACCAGGAUUAAGUAGUAAAGGUUCUCCUUCUCACCAGUUGGAUCAAAUCACAUCAUUGGUGAUUGGGAAGUCCCUAUACAAGGGAGGUCGUGGACCUAAUGUUGCUAGUGACGGUUCAAGGGUGAAUGUGAAUGUUCCACAUAGUGAUGACCCAAAAAAUCUUUUUGCUGAUCUCAACCCCUUUCAAAUAAAAGGGUCUGGCGUGGUUCAGAAUAACCCUUCUAGAACCGCAGGCAGUCGGGUGCAGUUUUCAAAAAAUGUCGCAGGCAAGCCUCCUGUCCCUAUGAAUUGGAAAAAUCGCUAUGCAUGCAAUGAAGUUCCAGAUGUUUUGCCAAAGAUCAAACUUGAUGCAAACAAUUAUAAUGCAUCAACAGUGGCUUCUUCCACCUCAGCUGUACAGCAGAAAGUUUUAUUUGAUACCCCUCCGAUGUUGGCAACUCAUUUUGAAUUUAGGAAGUCUUCUGUUGAAAACAACCAGAGAAGUGAUCUUGAGCAACCAUAUCAAAUGGAUGGGGACCUCCUGGAAAGUAAUGAUGCAGACACAACCAGAGCUCAUUUUCAGGAAGUCACUCUGCAGAAUAACAGCAGAAAGAUCACCCAACAUAAGUUCACUGGAACAGAUUUGAAAUUUAAGGAGCCAGUACACUCAAACACUUCAACAGGAUUAAGCUUAUCCCAGAUUAAUCAAGUAUUGGAUGAUGUGAAUGAAUGUGAAAUUCCAUGGGAAGAUCUUGUUCUUGGCGAAAGGAUUGGACUAGGUUCAUAUGGAGAGGUAUACCGCGCUGAUUGGAAUGGCACUGAGGUUGCUGUCAAGAAGUUCCUUGACCAGGAUUUCUCGGGUGCUGCUUUGGCUGAGUUUAAAAGAGAAGUGCGGAUAAUGCAACGUCUAAGACAUCCAAAUGUAGUUCUUUUCAUGGGUGCAGUAACCAGACCUCCAAAUCUUUCGAUCAUCACUGAGUUUCUUCCUCGUGGAAGCUUGUUCCGGAUAAUUCAUCGUCCUCACUCUCAAAUAGAUGAGAAGCGCAGAAUCAAAAUGGCUCUUGAUGUGGCAAUGGGCAUGAAUUGCUUGCAUACAAGCACACCAACUAUUGUUCAUCGUGAUCUGAAGUCCCCGAAUCUAUUGGUAGAUAAUGAUUGGAAUGUCAAGGUGUGUGACUUUGGCUUGUCACGCUUAAAGCAUAACACUUUCCUGUCAUCCAAGUCAACUGCAGGAACACCCGAGUGGAUGGCGCCAGAAGUUCUACGUAAUGAACCUUCAAAUGAAAAGUGUGAUGUUUAUAGCUUUGGUGUUAUUCUCUGGGAGCUUGCGACUAUGAGAUUACCAUGGAGUGGGAUGAACCCUAUGCAAGUUGUAGGUGCAGUUGGUUUCCAAAAUCGGCGUCUUGAAAUCCCCAAAGAACUUGACCCUCAUGUGGCUAGGAUAAUAUGGGAAUGUUGGCAAAUGGAUCCAAAUUUACGGCCAUCAUUUGCAGAAUUAAGUGUGGCAUUAAGACCGUUGCAGCACCUUGUCCUUCCUUCUUC
Molecule: messenger RNA, 3678 nt
Organism: Cuscuta epithymum
Lineage: Eukaryota; Viridiplantae; Streptophyta; Magnoliopsida; Solanales; Convolvulaceae
Source: the annotation of a GenBank genome assembly